UGUGCGGAACCUAACCAAGCAGCCCGUUCCCCACCUUGCCUUAUCUUCUCCCGUUCACCCCGCGUGUGCGCGCGCUCUCUCGCGCGGCGAACGACCGGCGCCGUCCUACACUCCUACGCCAGGUACCCAGGCGUUUGUCUGUCCCUUCGCCAGUCCUUGGUCCUCCGCCGGCGACGAGUACCCAACAAAUUUGGUUCUAGUUAAUCAAGAAGUAGGAAAUGAUGAGCUACUUCCAAGCCACUACUUGCAAGCCUCACAGUAGGAUCAUUGUGAACAAACCUAUAGCAGGUCUUGGGAGCACAUGUCAGUAUCCAUUAUAUUCACAUGCUCUCAGAUUCCACAAGCUGAAACAGAAGGUGUGCCCAAGGGUAGUUCUCAUUGCUGCUAGCCACAGAAGGCUUACUCCUGUAUGUGCCUUAAGUGGAAAGGGAAACCCUGGAACUGGCGAUGAUCCUUUGAUGGAAUCUUUGAAGAAAGCUAUGGCUGAUGCCAAAAAGCCCCGGCCCAUACAAGACUUGCUGAAGGAGCAGGUGGCUAAACUGAGAGAACAAGCGUCUGGUGGAGGCGGAGGGAAUGGGAAUCGCCGUGGAGGCAGUGGUGGUUCUGGUGGCCCAGAUGAUGAAUCGUUCAAGGAAACAUUGGAUGAAGUGGUCCAAGUUAUCUUAGCCACUGUUGCUUUCAUACUUGUGUACAUCCACAUAAUCAGAGGGGAGGAGCUUUACCGUCUUGCCAGGGACUACACCAGAUAUCUCGUCACUGGUAAGAGGACUGCUCGACUGAAGCGUGCCAUACAAAAGUGGCACAACUUCUCCGAGAGCUUCAUGCAGAAGGAAGGCUCAGAAGAGGACCAAUAUGACAGAUCAGCUGUGUCAAAACCUACAUGGUGGCAACAGCCUCAGAAAUUUGUGCAUCUUAUGCAGGAGCUUUGCAGGGGAAACUGGCGUCCCCAUGCUCAGGAGUCUUAGUUGAUGGGGUAUCAUGAGCCCCCCUCUCCUUUUUUUUUUUGACCCGUUGCAGAAUGCAUAAUAGGAACGUGGGCUAGUGCAGCGGAGUAAGGUCGCCUGUCGCCUGGACCUUUUUUUUUUUUUUGGUUCUUUAUCGGGUGUCUCUGGUUUGUUAAAAGUAUGAAGAAAGUGAGUUCGUUCUUGGCAAUUUUUGUAGUUGAUGGGACCGUGUUUUGAGACUGUAACCUGCCAAUCAGACGGUGGUGAUAGCUUGUGCAUCUGAUCGAUCAAAACUCUCGACUGUGACACGAAAUAUGUAGCGGGGGUGAAGGAUUAUUUACUAAUUCUUUCAAUGCACAUGUUUGUUGAGGACUGCA
Sorghum bicolor (sorghum) is the source of this 1321-nucleotide messenger RNA. RefSeq lists its product as uncharacterized. Gene Ontology annotation, cellular component: chloroplast. The transcript is spliced from 4 exons. The record is from RefSeq and is a predicted model, not a curated record. Lineage: Eukaryota; Viridiplantae; Streptophyta; Magnoliopsida; Poales; Poaceae. Bases 219 to 965 code for a protein of 248 amino acids.